Messenger RNA from Diaporthe amygdali, 1428 nucleotides. RefSeq names its product excitatory amino acid transporter 2. The record is from RefSeq and is a predicted model, not a curated record. The transcript is spliced from 3 exons. Gene Ontology annotation, molecular function: L-glutamate transmembrane transporter activity; neutral L-amino acid transmembrane transporter activity; glutamate:sodium symporter activity. Gene Ontology annotation, cellular component: plasma membrane. Bases 1 to 1428 code for a protein of 475 amino acids. Gene Ontology annotation, biological process: L-glutamate transmembrane transport. Lineage: Eukaryota; Fungi; Ascomycota; Sordariomycetes; Diaporthales; Diaporthaceae.
AUGGGCAAAGAAAUUCAGAGUGCGGAAACACGCGAGACGUGGCGGUCAGACUCGUCACGCACAGUCGCCGUCGAAGAUGUUCCUGUCACCUCAGUCGUGGAGCCCAAGAAACCGUGGUGGCUUCCAAUCAAGGAGCCUGGGUCAGCGGCGCAGAUUGUCAUCUCAGCAGUGAUAGCUAUCGCAAUCGGCCUCGCGGUGACGAGCACUGUCGACUCUGUGCCCGUCGCCUGUAGCACGAUCCUUGAAAUCCCAGGAACGACAUGGCUCAGAGCGUUGAGGGCCACCGUGCUCCCUCUCAUUAUCACGUCCCUCAUUCUCGCAGUUCAGUCCCUGCGCGACCUUGGAACCGGCAAUGGCGCGCGCAUCGCAAAGUGGACACUGGGAUACUACCUCAUCACCACCAUCAUCGCCAUCGUUUUUUCUGUUGUAACUGUCGCCGUUGGAUGGUCCCGCCUUAUGGUGCCAGUCGAAGGUGAAGACAGGGAACAAAUUGACCCCGAACGAGAAGAAGUCGCGCCUCAUGACGUUGUGGUGGACUUGUUCGAGUCGUUGAUCCCGCAGAACAUCGUCAGUGCCUUGGCCGAGGAUACCCUGCUGAGCGUGAUGGUCGUUAGCAUCAUCGUGGGCUACCUUCUCAAGCCAGCCAGCCCUAUUCUGAGAGUUGUGAAGGAGAUCGAAGAGAUGGUAAUCAAAAUCAUCAUUUUCCUCAUCAAACUCGCGCCGAUCGGAGUCUUUUUCCUCAUCCUGCCCAACAUGUUCAGGCUGGACAUCUCAGAGAUCGGGCAGAAUCUUGGCGUGUUGAUUGGAGCGGCGCUGUCGGGGAUGUUUGUCCAUGUGUUCGUCACCCUGUCAAUCAUCUUUGCGGUGUUGGUGAAGGAGAACCCGUAUACGUUCUUCAUACGCAUCUCACCGGCCUGGAUGACUGCUUGGGGUUCUGCGAGCUCGGCUGCUACGCUGCCGGUUACUAUGCGCACGACCUUGGCACAAGGGGUCCCGAUGGUUGUAACGAAGUUCGCUGUACCAGUUGGGUGUCUUGUGAACAUGGAUGGCACCGCGAUUUAUUUCCCCGUUGUAGUGACAUUCAUGGCUGCUACACAGUCAAUUACUAUCGGGCCGGCGCAGUACGUGAUAAUAACACUGCUAUCUACGCUCGCAACAAUCGGAGCCUCGCCAAUUCCGAGCUCUUCACUCGUCCUUACCGUCAUGAUCUGUGAGGCUGUGAACGUACCCAUUACGGGGAUGUAUGCCGUCGUUGUGGCGAUUGACUGGUUCCUAGACCGCUUCAGGACAGCAGUGAAUGUUAGUGGGGAUUGCUAUGCAGCUAAAGUAGUUGCCAAAAUGACCGGCAUCAAGGAUAGUGAUGACGAAUAUGACGAGGAAAUAGUUGAAGGCGUCCCGGUGAGAAGAGAUUCUAACGAGCAAGCAUGA